AUGAGCGAGUUAUUUUUGAACUCGGCAUGUUUCAUUCGAAAGAUUCCGGCGCGGGGAAGUGUGAAGCAAUCCAGAAAGAAACAAGCAAAACCACCGAUUGACUGCGCCCAAGGAAGCAGUGAUAUCGCCGCAGCCGCAUUAUCACCUUCGAACAUACUGAACCCAAAAGAUCGUAAGCGUAAAAUUGAUGAUGGCUGUGAUGUGGAUAGAUUGGAAUCAAAUGACGAAGAAACGGCGGUAUGCUCAUCAAGGAUGAAUGAAGCGAGUGCUAUGUGGAAUGAAGAUGCAAAAGGUGUGGGUAACGAUCUGAUUAGUAUACUAAAUGAUCAGAUGAGUGGUACAAAAAUGACUGCAGAUAGUCAUCAAAGUGCGGACGGAGCGAUUGGAAACGAUGCUGGAAACGACAAUAUGACUAUGAAGAAUGAACGAAAUAGUGUUGAAAAUGGUGACCUUCUGUCUAAAAAUCUAAAAUUUCGUGUCCCACAAGUGAAGAACGCAGCAAAAAAUCAAAGGAUGGCACAAUCAGUUUCGCAUGCUAGGCGAAUAUUUUCCGAAGAAUUGCAACGAUGUUCUGGAGAUAUAUGCAAAGAUGUGUGGCAAUGUUCGGAUUCGAAUAGUCCAGUCACUGAGUUGCAAACAACAAACUUUAAUCAAAACGAUGAAGAUGAAUCGCCGCACAGAAGUGAUGCUAACGAUAUAAUCACUGAGGAUAGCUCAAAUGACAAAAAUAUUUCACGUACCAUUGAAACCUGUGAUGUCGUAAGCAACCGUACAAGUAUUACUGAUCGUUUAUUCGAUGACGGAAAUGGUACACUUCAAAUUGAUGCUCAAAAUGCUCAGAAACUAAUGAGUUGUUGUGCUGAAGCAUGUGAUGAAGAGAACGUCUGUUCGAUGAAGUGUCAUCCGUCAACAUCAAAUUCAGCGAUCGACAAUCAAUUGCCUGUUAACUUACUAUUAACACCUUCGCCAACAGCUGAUAAUGCUAAGAAUCGAUCAUCACUAAACAGCGAUCGUUCGAUGAAGGCAAGGAAAGGCAAACGACGAAAUCAACCGCGUCUGAAUGCUUGGUCAUAUUUUGAUAUAUGUGCACAACCCUCGUCGGUGUCAGUUGAAUCUACGAAGGGAGCUGCAAGCGCUGACCUCGUACGAGUGGUACGUUGUCGCGUUGAAGACUGCAAUCGAGAGUUUUCCUUUCCCCAUGGCAACAAAAACUAUACGAAGGAAAUGCUUAUGCAUGCUCUGUCGCAUGAAAGGCCUCGAAAACAAACAAAUCUUAUUCUUAAUAUUGCCCGAAGUCGUCAUCAGUCAUCAGUGGAUGAUGACUCCCAAAACGAUGAUGCUUCUUCAAACAGUUUGACCGGGAAUGAUAGUGAACAAACGCUAAGAAACGACGUCAGUUGUGCGUCAACUGCAAUGAAUGCUUCGGACAAUAAUGAUAACCUUAAUGCUACUGGUGAAUUCGAACAAAGUGUUGAUUCAGCAUUUGAAAUAUUCAAUCGUUCCAAUGAACAAUGGGCAGCUGAUAAUGGUAUUAAGAAAAGCAAUUGGAUAAAGAGUUCUGGUAAGAAGUAUGAAUGGCUUAUCCCGAUCAAGCCACCAUUCAGACAGAGAGGUGCAUAUUGGAAUCACUUCAUUUUGUGUAUGCCAAAAGGUGGAAUAGCCACAGGUCAGUUGAGACCGAGGUUCGUGGCACGAUGUCGUAUUGGUGAAUGUGUGAAAGAGUUCGAUUGUAGCUACAGAUACACUGACUCAAUGUUGAGACAUGUGCAAAUUCAUCGUCGUAAGAAUCAGAUGAUGCUCGAAGAGAAGAAUCAACAAAAGCAAGAUAAAGCAGCAAGAAAUCGAAGUAAGGUAUUGGUAGCGCGUAAUCGUAAUGAUAUGUUGAUACCUUUGUUGAUAACGGCUGCUACCGAUAGACUCUCAUCCACGUCGUCCUCAUCAUGUGCCGGGUUAUCGUUAUCGCAGUUGCUGUCCAAGGAAGAUGAUAAUGAAUUGAGAUGUUAUGCAUGGGUAAGGUGCGAUUGGAAUGAAGAGAAACAGUCGGAGGAACGUUAUGGCUGUGUCGGUUGUUCGCACAUUUAUCCGAGUCGUGAUGAACGCUAUGAACUGUUCAACAUACCGAAAUUGGUAAUAUCAUCUUCGGGAACGGGUAAGAUUACAAUACCGGAUCAGUGCGAGCAUUUUUGUGAGCCGGAAAGAUGCAGUGAUUAUUGUGAUUUCCGCUACUACGACCCUCUCUCGGCUGACCCAUUCAUCAAUCCAGCUCAGCUGAAACUGAACAGUGAGAUAACAGAACGCCUAAAAAGUGAAGUGAACGCAAUGCGUCGUACAGUGCUUGAAGUGGCAGUCGAUGACGAUUUGCGUUUUGUGAAAGUGAUUCGAUUGAAAUGGGAUGAUGUGCUUGGUAAUGACCUGAUGGACAGUGGCGAAGAUCGGUGGCAGAUUAUUCUGGACACGUAUUUAGAGAAUGGCUGGGAAUGGCGAUCCAAACAGUUGCCAAAAGAGCGUUGGGAAAGUAUUGUAAACGGUGUUGAGGCGAAAAGAAAAAGUUUCGUGUCGACAAAGAAUCUGACGAAAUGCGAACGAAUAGUUGAAUUGAUGUUGCGAAGAAUCAAAGACAACGAGUGUUGGAUGAGCAAUCAUGAAGGCACUUCGACGCAAAUGUCAGAUACUGUUCAAGAAGAGGUUCUGGACUGCUCUCAUCUGAGUUUACGUUUUCGAAGUAAUCGACGGAAAGACACUGAUUUUAUGCGUGCAGUUUCGAGCGAAUGGCCAGUUAUAUCAAUGGCAAACAUUUGCGAUGAUAAGGGCAGAAAACAGUUGCGUGCCGCAUGGGAUCGUAUUGGUGAUGUUCGAACUGUUCGAAAAUCCAGUAUAACUGCUCAGCGAUGUGCUCCAUUGCAUUGGAGCUACCUGUGUCCUAAACUAAUUGAUAACAUCAGAAGAAAGUCAUCUAGUGGCAAGAGUUGGGUGCCGGAUGAAGCUGAAUCACUUCUGAUGUGUAUGCUUGAUCGAGCACCAAAAGCGAUCAGACUGAGAAAACGUGGAAUGAAAAUGAAUGAUUUGAGAAUCAUUUUAACGCAUUUGUUGGAGAAUCAUCCAGAUUUUGUCACAACAAAAUGGCGUAAAAAAGAAUUGGAAAGCAUAUUCGAUGAGAUUGCGGAUACGUAUGCCUUGAACGAAAGAACUCGUGAGCAGUUAUUACAUGCACAACUUGGAUAUCUUCUCAUUAUGUUAUACAUUCGUCGAACUUUGAUGCGAUGGAAUAGAUAUAGAGGUGCAUCAUUUUUGGUACUAUUCAACGAAUGCGAUCGUUUAGCGUUGAAACUUUGUGAAGUGGAUAUAUCAGCACAUCUAAAUGACAUUCAGUUAUGUGGAAAUCGGCGUAGGAAUAAGAUGAUUGCAAUAGCGAAAGAUGAGAUAAGGUUCGUGAAAUUGGUUUCACAGCUUCGGGAUUCGAUGCUUUUAUGCGUCCCGUUGAAUGAGCCAUGGCAGAUCAUUUAUGACACUUAUCAAGCGAAUCGCUGGCAGUGGAUGUGGCCUAGAAACGCACUGAGUCGAUGGCGUCGUAUCGUUUCGAAUUUUAAGAUGAAGCGGAAAGCGCGAGACAAGAAAGGCGAAAAUUGGGUGAUGAGUAAGGUGGAUACGAUUUUAGCGAAUUCGAUGAGCGACGUACUGGAGUUUGAUGGGAAGAAAUCUCGAAAUAUCUCAUCUCACAAGUUUGAAGAGAGCUUACGAGCAGUCUUUAAAAGUAUUGCAAUUUCGUCACCGAAUUUCGAUUUGUGCGAUGACGAAGAUCGUCAAAAAACGAUACGACAAGCACUGAGUUACCUUGACUUCGAUGCUGACUUUCUUGGCUAUAUUGUGCAGAAUUCAGCGCGUCUCCUCAGCACCAUCCUAGCAACCGCAAAGAAAGGAUUGGUGACCAAAAGAGUACUGAGUGCUUUGGAAUGCAGUGUUCUGAAGUUGUUCAAAAUAGAUUUUGCUGAUGCCGUCGACUCAACUGUUGCGAAUAGCGAUGAGCUUUCGGUCGAUGAACUCGUCAGUGCAAUUCAAAUCGACGCAAAAUUGGGUGUAUGGAUUGAUUAUUCAAGUAUCAAUCAAGCGAAACGGCAGAUCAGUCAUAACGGUCCACAUUCUUUUCUGUUGAAUAGUAAGGAUACUGAAGUGAAUUCCGAGAACGAUGACAUAAUGUCAGCAGUUGAUGAUGAUGAUGUUUACGGUUUUGAAGACGUGUUCAGUGACAACGAUGAAGACGAUAAUAGUUCUUGUUGUGACAAUUCUAGUUCAGAGAUGGACUGCGAGUCGCUUGGUGGUUGGGUUUCUCUGAUUCCAAAAGAGGAACCGAGCGGUGUUAAAGAGUCGACUGGAGUUCAAAAAUUGCAACCGUGUAUAAAGAAGGAGAUGUCGGAAUAG
This is a messenger RNA of Anisakis simplex (herring worm), 4416 nucleotides long. The record is from the annotation of a GenBank genome assembly. Lineage: Eukaryota; Metazoa; Nematoda; Chromadorea; Rhabditida; Anisakidae.